Molecule: messenger RNA, 680 nt
Organism: Spea bombifrons (plains spadefoot toad)
Lineage: Eukaryota; Metazoa; Chordata; Amphibia; Anura; Pelobatidae
Gene: GLOD5
Product: glyoxalase domain containing 5
Exons: 4
Coding region: 72-560 (162 amino acids)
Source: RefSeq, a predicted model, not a curated record
GGCUCCUCCCCACAAGGAAGUGAAAUCCCCUUUUAAUUCAGUCGGUUCCUUGCAGACAGAGUGCUGACACCAUGCUGCCCCUGCGCCGACUACUCACACUCCACCGAGCCCAGGUCUGCUCUCGCCUCGUCCGCUGCGCCUCCAGCUCUCGGCCCCCGAUCCGUAUUCAGCGUCUGGACCAUUUGGUUCUGACCGUGAAGAGUCUGGAUAGAACCAUCAACUUCUACACAGAAGUGCUGGGCAUGGAGGUGACCACGUUCAAGGGGAACCGGAAAGCUCUGUCCUUUGGGAUCCAGAAGAUAAAUCUUCACGAAGCCGGCAAAGAGUUCGAGCCGAAGGCCCAUCGUCCCUCCCCGGGCUCCGCAGACCUGUGUCUGAUCACAGAGACGCCGCUCGGCGCGGUGCUGGAGCACCUGCAGGCAUGCGGAGUGCACGUGGAAGAAGGGCCGGUACCUCGGACGGGAGCUGUGGGGGAGAUCCGAUCCGUUUAUUUCCGGGACCCUGACCAUAACUUAAUAGAGGUGUCCAACUACGAGAAGGACUCUAAAGAGCAGCCAUGAGUAUUACACGCCGCGGGCAACCGGCCAAUAGAAAUACACGUCCUUGUCGCGUGCGCAGCUUUAAUAAAAAUAGUUUUAUAUUCACUGAUUAAUAAACGGUUAAUUAUCUCACAUCAACAA